Messenger RNA from Protobothrops mucrosquamatus (brown spotted pit viper), 2326 nucleotides. RefSeq names its product solute carrier family 16 member 9 (gene SLC16A9). NCBI's taxonomy places the organism in Eukaryota, Metazoa, Chordata, Lepidosauria, Squamata, Viperidae. Bases 1 to 1533 code for a protein of 510 amino acids. The record is from RefSeq and is a predicted model, not a curated record. The transcript is spliced from 5 exons. Gene Ontology annotation, molecular function: monocarboxylic acid transmembrane transporter activity. Gene Ontology annotation, biological process: monocarboxylic acid transport; transmembrane transport.
AUGGUGUUCCAGAAAUCGCCCAACGGCGGCUGGGGGUGGGUGAUAGUCCUCAGCUCGUUCUUCACCCAGUUCUUGUGCUACGGGUCUCCCUUGGCAGUUGGAGUGCUCUACGUGGAAUGGCUGGACCUCUUUGGAGAAGGGAAAGGAAAGACCGCCUGGGUCGGGUCCCUGGCCAGUGGCGUGGGCCUGCUCGCAAGUCCCAUCUGCAGUACCUGUGUCUCUGCCUUCGGCGCACGGCCAGUGACCAUCUUCAGUAGCUUCAUGGUUGCUGGAGGCCUGAUGAUGAGCAGCUUUGCACCCAAUAUCUACUUUCUUUUUUGUUCUUAUGGAAUUAUUGUCGGACUUGGAUGUGGCUUAUUGUACACGGCCACCGUCACAAUCACGUGCCAAUACUUCGACAAACGUAGAGGCCUUGCACUCGGUCUCAUUUCCACAGGCUCAAGCAUUGGCCUUUUCAUCUAUGCUGCCUUACAGAAAGAGCUGAUUGAACUGUAUGGGUUGGAUGGCUGCCUGCUGAUCAUUGGCGCUCUCUCUCUAAACAUCCUAGCCUGUGGCAGCCUGAUGAGGCCUCUGUCGGUGGCCCAGAAGCCCAACCUGGAGAAGGUUCCGGAUCAAUACCUCAUUUAUAACGGAAAAGAGAAGACCUCUCGUGAGGAACACAUCACCAUACUUGAAAAGGCCCAGAGUGAGGGGAAAGGGGAGAAUCAGGAGGCGGGCAGCAACCACCAAGCAAAUGGUGUCCCAGUUCAAAGCCAGCUGCUCUCGGCCUCCCCCAGAGAGUCCGAGAGCUACCCAAAGAAAGUCUCAGAACAAACGUACCUGUGCAAACAACUGGCUAUGCAGAAAUGGGGCCUGUAUUUAAAUUACUGGGAGGACACCCUGAGUCUUUUUAAAAACAAAGUCUUCUCCGCCCUGUUUAUUGCCAUCUUCCUCUUUGACGUUGGCGGCUUCCCUCCUUCCUUGUUCAUGGAGGACGUGGCGAGGAGCUCAAAUGUCGUGGAGGGGGACUGCGUCAUCCCUCUGAUCUCCAUCAUCGGCAUUAUGACCGCUGUGGGCAAGCUGGCCCUGGGCGCCCUGGCAGAUGUAGACUGGAUUAACGCUUUGUAUCUCUACGUCCUGACGUUGAUCUUGACGGCAGCAGCCCUGGUGUUAAUUCCCUUCGCCCAAAGCUACAGUGCUCUGGCAAUCCUUUCGGCGGUUUUAGGGUUCCUGGCGGGAAACUGGUCGAUUUUCCCCUAUAUCACAACCCAGACGGUGGGAAUCGAGAAACUGACCCAUGCCUAUGGCAUAUUGAUGUUUUUUGCUGGACUUGGAAACAGCCUGGGACCCCCAAUUGUAGGUUGGUUUUAUGACUGGACUGCUUCUUACGACGUGGCCUUCUACUUCAGUGGCCUGUGUGUGCUCUUCGGAGGGCUCCUCCUCCUGGUGGCCGUACUGCCUUGUUGGCGUGGAACAAAACCUACCAUCGGCCCAAACCCCAAACACUUAUUCCUCCACAGCUGCCUCCGGAGCGUCAAUGACCGUAUGGAAUAGUUGCUGCUGUUUUGUUACUGAUACUUUUAGUAUACUUUUUGCAUCUAUUUAUAAAGGUUUUUAAGACACUUUUGAUACCUCUUCGAAACACUUGGACCCGUGAGCCAAAACAUCAAGUCCUGGCCACUGCAGCUAAGUUCCAACAGCACAAUGGGGCCUUCUGUUUUGCCGUUGCCCAUAAUCGACAAAAUGCUGCUUGCGCCGGAUUGCAACUGACUAAGAGUCUUUUAAGAUGCAGUGAAGCUCCACUCUUGAGGUGGAGCUUCUCUUGACGAGCUUCCCACUCCCCAUUCCUGAGUGUGCAAGCCCUGGCAAGUGUGCAAAGUGUUGGAUCUAGAACCAGCAUAUUCAGUUUCCUGAACGAGGCUCCUCCUCUCACCCACGUUGUAUUGUACCUACAGUUUUGCUAAGUAUUUUCUGGUGCAACCAAUGUAUUUUAUACACAUUUUCAUGUAAUCCUUGUACUUCAUUUCAGCCAGGUUGGCACAGUACUUGCUUCCCUCUUCAGGAAUCUUAAUGCUGUUUGGCUGGGAGAGGCUACGUCCCUCUGUGUGUCAUGAAAGUAAUUGAAGAACCUGUUUUCUCUGAGGGAUCUUGUGGGUUGCCAAAAGAUCCCGUGAUCUAUGACAUAAACAGCACAACAAGAAUGUAGCAUUUAAUACCAAGGGAGAUGUUGGAUGGCAAAAAAAAAAAAGUUACUGCAUAUUCUAUCAGGAGCUGUUACAAAUUAUUCAACUGAAUUCUAUAAAAACCAAGGAAUAAAUACAAUUUAUUAAAGAAACCACAAACCAUA